Messenger RNA from Plasmodium fragile, 2781 nucleotides. RefSeq lists its product as uncharacterized. The record is from RefSeq and is a predicted model, not a curated record. NCBI's taxonomy places the organism in Eukaryota, Apicomplexa, Aconoidasida, Haemosporida, Plasmodiidae. The transcript is spliced from 6 exons. Bases 1 to 2781 code for a protein of 926 amino acids.
AUGCACUACAAUGACGAGAAAACGAAUUUCUGGGUAUCUCAGAUUCUGGACACAGCCUUGAAGGAAUUGUCCAAAUUGAACAAGCCAUUUAAAUACGUCGAGGGUCCCCAAAAGAAACACAUGAAAAAUGUGAAAAGACAAACUUGUUCAUUCUCACAGCUUCACAUGGAAACAAAUGCCCUCGACAGAGCAAAAAUGGAUGAGCUAUAUCAGCACCUCAAAAUGAUGGACUACGUCAUUAUAUGUUUCACAAACAAGUACCGACUUGUGCACAACUAUGUGAAAGGAGUGGCAAACAUUUUUGCAGUGACGGUUAAUCAAUACCAUAAGCUCAUUCAAAAAAUAAUUUCCUUGUACAAAGAGAGGCUUUACAACUCUGUCCAUGCUAACCUCGUCCAGCUGAAGCAAGAUGUGGAGAGGCAACAGGCGCAUGAUAAAAAUCUCACGGAGAUAAAGGAAAAUUUAAAGAGGGCAAUAAAACUGACCAAAACGAGUGAAGUUUGUGCAGCAGUGGAAGUUGGCGAAAAGACGCAAAUUCAAAUGGACACCACCCUCAAAAUAGACCCCCCCUAUGAUACGGCAGCCUUGUACAAACUUAGGCACUACAGGAACGCCUUCCUCAAGAGGUACUCCACGAUAACGAAGAAUGGAAACUAUUUGAAUGCAAAUGAACAGAGGAAGCGUUUCCUGCAGAAGCUCAAGAGCUCCGCGAAGGUGACCCAAGGGGGUAGAGACCAACCUCAUGGCAUAUUCAAAGACGAAUACAAAAACCUGAUUAGAAUUUUAUGCGAAAAUUAUAUCUUUAAGGAAUCCCAACAACUCAAGGAGGUGUUAAUUGUAAAUAAAUUUUUGUACAAAGCCAAGGGUAUAGUGAAUGACGUGCCUCACUUUUUGUGCAGAAUUAUUGAGGAGUUCGAGAGCACGGAAUGUGUUGCUCAGGCCAACAUGUACCUGUUCGUCUUGCUGGCUUUGAACAAGUGGCUCAAGAAGAUAGUCGGCGAGUGCGAGCGCUUCAUCUCAUUGAACAAGACCAAAGGGUACAAGAAAAAAACAGACAGCGUAGAAAUACACAAGAGGAUGAGCGAUUACAUGAAUGACAUUUUGCAAAGGGGAGCCGAGCAAACCAUGGUGUUUGGUGAAGACAAGGCUCUCUUCCCCUACCCACCAAACAUUAAGUUCGAUGUGAAUACAUCCUUCCUCACCUACUUCUUUUUAUAUAUGAACAAAAACUUAUUCAAUUUUGUGGAGGGCUUCUACUCCCCCUCCACGAGGAAGAUGCCUGGACAAAGCAAUAAAAAAAAAAGGGUAAAGUUAAUUAAGUGUCAUUCGGCAGCAAAGGAGAGUAGCCUCUACAUGAGUAGCGACAUGUACAGCUACCAGUUGCACAACGAGCACGACGACGAUUACGGGGAGGGGCACACGGAGGAGAAGAAGAAGGAGCAUCACCAUCUGUCCAAUUUGACGUUCCGCGUUAACCGAGAAGACAUGUACCCAAACAUAUUUCUAAUCUGCAAUUAUCUCCUACGUGAAGAAACAAAAAAAAUUAUCAACUCGAUAUAUCACAUUCAGAGGACCUCCUUUGACCUCCUCCUAUGCUACGAUUCGUCUGUCCUUAUUCAGUUGAUCAUUUGUCUGCUGUCCAAUUUGAAGGGGCUCUUCGCCUCGGACACCUCCCACACGUCGCCAAGCACGCCAACCGUGCCAAUCGCCACCACCGCGCCGGCAGACGGGGCCGAAGAGGAAGAAGCCUACUACGACGAUCUCCGCAAAUGCAUUUCAGAAACGAAGAUAAAUUACGUCGCCUCAAAUUCAUACGUGAAAUGUGUAGGGCAUAUAAGAUUGAUGCUGUUGAACGUGUUAAAAAUUGUACAUACCAUGACGAAGGAGCGAGAUAGAAGUUAUGUAUGCACCUUCUGGGAUAAGACACACGUCCUCAUGGGAGGGGAGAACCAACCUGAUGGAGAAGAACCCCUUGCAUGUGGAGAGGGACGUACUAGUGGGGCAGAUCAAACUGGCGACGACAGCUACACACAACAACGAGACCAACUCAUACCUAUAAGACAUCAGUGCACUGAAAAGAACUGCUACUUCUUUCGUGAGGAAAAACGGCCUGAUGACACCAACGAUGGACUAACGCAACGAAGGGAGGAACACACCAAUAGAGCCAUACAAAAGAGGAUACUGUGUUAUGACUUUUAUAAGUUUGUGAGAGACCACGUAAAGGCGGUUAAGGUGCUAAUGGAAAACAGGAGCAACAGGGAAGAGUACACAGGAAUUCUCCUCAAGAGGAACAAUCGGUAUAACAUCGACGGAGGUGUUGGUGGCUGUACAAGAUAUGGCGGAGGCGCCAAGGGAACGAACAGUACGCCCUUGCGGGGACGCCACCCAGCAGUGAGGAAGCCUUCCCAACGGGUUGCCACGACGACCGGGAUAAGCAACACGCCGGUCCAUCUCAACCCAACAGAUAGUAAAGCCUUCCCGAGAGUUGCAAAUAAACCGGAUCCGAAGGGUAAACCAGGUCUGAGAGGUCCCCCCAAGGUUGCCUCAAAAAAGGGGACCCAGUCAAGUGUUAAGGGUUCAGCAGCAUCUGCAACAACUCACGCGCACGUGGCCAAAAUGAGCGCGGCCAACAUGAGCGUCGCCAAAAUGGACGUCGCCAAAAUGGGGCAAGGGCUAUCAUCUACCAGACUCAGUCCACAGGAUACACGAAAUAAAACGAAGCAUCCCACCAAAUGGGUGUUAAAUUCAGGGAAGACCAACGCUGCUGUUUCCAAACAGUAG